AUGGAGAGAACUGAUAUCUCAGAACUUCCUGAAGAUAUACUGAAAGAAACUAUGGUACGUGUGCCUCUUGAAUCUUUGGUUGAUCAAUGCAUCUGUGUCUGCAAGAAAUGGAGAUCAACAAUCCGUGGAGAAGAAUUCAAAAAGCUUUACUGGGCCCAAUCCAUUACAAGACCUCGCUUGCUCUUCGACUACAUUCGGACGUUCGCCGAACAGUCAGAUUAUUUGUUUCAGUCUGUUUAUCAACAAGAGGAAACGUUGUUGUCGUCUGCUCUAAAACAGAUGAUUAUCUCUUCAGCACGAGAGUAUAAAAUGUUUUGUGCACCCCAACGAGGUUUGGUCUGUCUUGAAUAUGAAACAAAGUUUGUGCUAUGCAACCCGGCCACCAACAAGUUUAAGGCUUUACCGGAAUGCAAGAGGCUUCGACCAGAAAGAGAGUCGAAAAUAAUUUGUUUCUUCGGAUACGAUGAAGUUACAAAAGUAUUCACAUUUUUAAUCUCGAAAACUGAUUAUCGUUUUACACGUAAAUAUUCGCAUAAGCCAUUAAUGCCACAUCAAGUUUUCACGGUUGAGCUAGCCGAGCUCGAGAAUAUCAAAGAAAAAACUUGGAGAGUGAUCAAAUGUGAGCAUAAUCAUUUCCCAGUUACUAAAUCACUAUGUCUGAAGGGAGUUUUAUACUAUGGAACUAAGUCCCUUGUGGAGAUGGAUAAAUCUAUGAUAAUAAGCUUCGACAUGAGGUCUGAGGUGUUCACGAUUAUAGACAUGCCUAAAGGAGUAAAACUUGCGGACUUUGAUGAUAGAUUGGUGAACUAUAACGGGGAAGUUUGCUUAGUGAAAGACUCAAGGGAUGUGAUGGAGGACGGCACUAGAGUGUAUGAGAUUUAUGUUAAAGAUGAAAAUGCAAUAAUAAAAUGGAGGGAAGAGCCGGUUGUGAUUCCUA
Molecule: messenger RNA, 937 nt
Organism: Eruca vesicaria subsp. sativa (arugula)
Lineage: Eukaryota; Viridiplantae; Streptophyta; Magnoliopsida; Brassicales; Brassicaceae
Source: the annotation of a GenBank genome assembly